This is a messenger RNA of Oryzias melastigma (Indian medaka), 2453 nucleotides long. RefSeq lists its product as uncharacterized. The transcript has 5 exons. Bases 1126 to 2079 code for a protein of 317 amino acids. Lineage: Eukaryota; Metazoa; Chordata; Actinopteri; Beloniformes; Adrianichthyidae. The record is from RefSeq and is a predicted model, not a curated record.
UGAGUGAACCAGCGGAGCCGCCAUAUUGCUGGGGUCAACCUAAGCUAGGCUACAUUCACAACCACAUAGACUGAACCACUGAACGGAGAAUCGCAACCGAUUGCAACCAUGCCUUUUGCUUGUGCAGCCUUCGGAUGCAAUAAUCGGCGCUCGAUUCAGAGCCGAUCACGUGGAAUUACAUUUCACAAGUUUCCCAGUGAGGUGGAAUUACGGAGGAGAUGGGAAGUUGCGAUGAGAAGACAGGAUUUUGUUGUCACCGAGUUCUCCAGGCUCUGCAGUGAGCAUUUUAAACCGGAUGAUUUUGACCGAACUGGGCAGAUUAUACGACUGAGAGAGGCUGUAAUCCCGUCAAUCUUCAACUUUCCAUCGCAUCUCCAAAAGACGAUUGACAGCUUAUUUGACAUCAUGAACAGUCGCAAUCCACGUGCAAAAGGAAUGAAAGCUCCUCUGGGUACUCUAAAUUGGACAGAGAGAGUUGAGAUAUUGUUGAGAGCCAGAAAGUAUUUGCUCAGUUUGGUGAUGAAAGAUGGCACACCCCUCCACCAAACAAAGAGGUCUUUUAAAAUCUUGAAUACUUUUCAUGAAAAGUUCACAACGCCAUAUUUUCUCUUGUUGUGCAUCAAGUUCAUAAGAUGCUCUGUUCUCUUGUGCAUCAAGUUCAUAAGAUGCUCUGUUCUCAUGUUUGGAUUUGUUAUCUGGUGUUGCUUUUGUUGACUGUUCUGUUGAGUAUUUUUCAGGGCCUCAGGACAGGGGUCAGAAGAACCAGAUGCAUGAGGUAAUGUGAGUUCUGUUUUAUGAUACAUUCAAACCUCACGAGAUUUAGGCAACCAAGGCUACAAGUCUUCAUGUUGAAAAUAUGCAAGACAGAGUUUAGCAACACAAUCCUGGAAUCAGGUACUAUACGGUAAGAAUUUUGCAACUGAAUUGAUUUACAAAAGAACCAAGGAACAACUCCUAUAUGUCCUUCCGUCUGUCAGACAUUAACUUCUUUUUGCUUAAUUUAAAUGAGGAAAGGUAGGUGCUUGAUUUGCAUGUUUUGUAAUUUAUUGUUUCUUCUUGUUCAUGAUGUUUGUACAUGUUGGAAUCUUCUUGUGCUCAGUGUUUUCCAGGUCAUAGAGAAAUUAAAUGGUAUGUAUGCUGUGUUAUUGUUUUCAAUUUCUCAGUCCAGUUGGGAUGAUGUUCCUCCUUGCUUUAGCAUCCUUGAGGUAUCUGUCAGUCAUCGGCUUCGUGGUCAAUGUGGACACUUUGGUGGGAAUGAUUCCUGAACUGCUCCAAGUUCAGCGUUAUGUCUGCACAUACCGCUUCAGCCAGGACCACUUGGAGCUUUUCUUUAACUCUGUCAGAGCAUCAGGAGGCUGGAAUAACAACCCCACUGCAGGGCAGUUCCAGGGCAUUUUCCGCCGCAUGAUGGUUCGCUGUGGUGUCUCACCAAGCAGAUCAGGAAACGUGGCCACACAAGAUGAGACUGUCUCCCUGUCAGCUUCAGACAUGCACUGUGCAUUAAUGUCAGAGGAAGAUCUCCCAUCCCCUUUUGCCAAUGUCUCUGCAUUUCUGUGUGACCACAGCUACCUACCCACCCGCUUUGGCGGUCUUGUAGACAAUGCCCUGGUCUACAUAUCUGGAUAUGUUGUCAGAAAAAUUCUGAAAAAACUGUCCUGUGAAGUGUGCCGGCCAAGUCUGGUCACCGCUGCUGUGCCCUCAUCCUUUGAUCAGAGCUACCACCUGCUUCACCUGAGGAAUAAUGGUGGGUUGGUGGUCCCGUCUGAGGGGACAGUGAAGGUAGUCAGAGCAGCAGAGCGUGUGAUACGCCGCUAUUCUACAGAGCAAGGUGUCAGUGCGUCCAUGGUCAAUCGUUUUGUUCGAGCUGAGAUUGGAUUGGAAGAUGUUUUUUUACUCGGGGAGCACAUCACAGAAACCCAGUUUGGGAUUGACAACCACCACUUCAUGUUAAUGUCCUAUGUUGUUUCUGUUUUUCAUAAAGUACGGCUGCACCACAUGGCAAAAAUGACUACUCUGGAGUUUCAGAGUGCCAGCACACGCAAGAAACUGUCUAAACAAGUUCUUUUUCAGGGGUUUUAGUUGUGGCAUUUUGUGCACAACUAAGUAUAUAAGUAUGUAUGUUCCCAUAGUUUUGGAGUUUCUUGUUUACUAAAACAAAAUGUAUUUAGUUAUUUUUAUUCUGUAACGUAGCAGAUGUUGAAAUGUUUAUUGUACAUUAAUGCCACAGUGAGGAUAAAGUCUAUUAUGUGUUUGAUUUUCUUUGUUAAGGCUGAACAAAUUUCCCCCUAACAUUUGAAACACAUUAUUUUUACUGAGAUGCCAUUACAUGUUUUUUUUCUGUGUUUUUUGGUAGGUUUGAUAAGUUAAAAUUGUUUUUCAACCCCUCUCAGAUGGAGAAAAUUCAAAUAAAUAAAUAAAUAAAAUAAACUAUCAAACUUGUUUUGCAUAUUAAA